Messenger RNA from Trichoderma aggressivum f. europaeum, 666 nucleotides. RefSeq names its product CAZyme family GH11. Lineage: Eukaryota; Fungi; Ascomycota; Sordariomycetes; Hypocreales; Hypocreaceae. The transcript has 2 exons. Gene Ontology annotation, biological process: xylan catabolic process. The coding region runs from base 1 to 666 and encodes 221 amino acids. Gene Ontology annotation, molecular function: hydrolase activity, hydrolyzing O-glycosyl compounds. The record is from RefSeq and is a predicted model, not a curated record.
AUGGUUGCCUUUACUUCCCUUCUCGCUGGCUUCGCCGCCAUUGCCGGAGUCCUGUCUGCUCCCACUGAAUCCUCCGUUGAGGUGGAAAAGCGUCAGUCUAUUGGACCUGGCACUGGCUAUAACAAUGGUUACUACUACUCUUACUGGAACGAUGGCCAUGCUGGCGUGACAUACACCAACGGUGGUGGCGGUUCAUUCACCGUCAACUGGUCCAACUCUGGCAACUUUGUCGGAGGCAAGGGAUGGCAGCCGGGUACCAAGAACAAGGUUAUCAACUUCUCCGGUAGCUACAACCCCAACGGAAACAGCUACCUGUCCAUCUACGGCUGGUCUCGCAACCCUCUCAUCGAGUACUACAUCGUCGAGAGCUUUGGAACCUACAACCCAUCCACCGGUGCCACCAAGCUGGGUGAGGUUACAUCCGAUGGCAGUGUCUAUGACAUCUACCGAACUCAGCGUGUUAACCAGCCCUCCAUCAUCGGAACCGCCACCUUUUACCAGUACUGGUCGGUCCGCCGCACCCACCGUUCCAGCGGCUCGGUCAACACGGCCAACCACUUCAACGCUUGGGCUUCUCACGGUCUCACUCUCGGCACCAUGGACUACCAGAUUGUUGCUGUGGAGGGAUACUUUAGCUCUGGCUCUGCUUCCAUCACUGUCAGCUAA